This is a messenger RNA of Paraglomus occultum, 134 nucleotides long. The record is from the annotation of a GenBank genome assembly. NCBI's taxonomy places the organism in Eukaryota, Fungi, Glomeromycota, Glomeromycetes, Paraglomerales, Paraglomeraceae.
GGUCCGUCAUCAACCUGGAAUUCCUGAUGUCGCUGAAAGAAAAAAUGCCAGUGUGUAAGCCCAUCAUCUAUUUAUUGGGAAAAAUCAAGGAGGCUUGUAGCACUACUGAUUUAGGAUAUCACUUAACUCUCGAA